GUGCGUACGCGCGAGCGAGGGACCGCGUGUUUGUAGGCGUGCGUGCGCGCGCGCCCGCGCGCGUGCGUGUGGCUGCUCUGCUGUUGCUGCCCUUUGAUCCCUGCAUUAGUGUUAGUUAGGGGCUCGGAGACACACUUGCACCGAGAGCAGCCAUAGUCAAGACACGGCAACAACAACAGCGGCGCCUCCUCCGCCCCGUGGCUCCCGUUCCCCGACCGUACACUUUGAGCCGAGCGGAGCCAGGUGCACGACCGAGUCCCCGCCAUCACUGGCGCCUCCGGUCUCAAUGGGAAAAACCUUUUUUCUUCUUAUCCCUAAACAAGGACGAGAAUGUGAUUAAAAACGGGGGAAAAUGCCAAGGAGGAAGCAGGAGCAACCCAAGCGCCUGCCUUCACAUGUGGACAGCAACGAUGAAGGAGGGCCCGAUAAUGUUCCUGUGGAGGAAGAAGGCUGGUUUGGGAAUGCUUCUGACACGCGCUCAGAGUCGUCGUCCUACGGGGACACGCAGGAAGAACUCCUCCUGGCCAGGGGCUCCUCUCCCGACGAACGGUCCGGAAUCGGCACCGGGUCCGCGGACCACGAUACCUGCGGGGGCGAGAGCUCGUUGGGUUGCCCCACACCCGUCCAUCGUGCCUCUUUGGAACUUCUGGGACUGGAUGGAGGUGCAUUCUCGGCCCAGGACACACUCUCUUCUGUGGUGUCAUCACUGUACGGUGAGGCAGCAUCUCGUGCCCUGGGGAAACCCCUCAGCAGCAACUUACGGCGCCUCCUAGAGGCCGGGUCGCUGAAACUCGACACCGGGGAGCUGCUGGGUCGCUCAUCGAGGGGAUGCGCUGGGGGGGAGUCUCCUCCAAUUGGCCUAGCCCCGCCUCUGACCCUCUCCCCGUCUUCCCACCACGCCCAGCAGUUAAGUGCUCUUGCCCGAAAACUGGCCAAUAACAACAACAACAGCAGCAGCGGUGCGGCCUCGCCCGCCUCCUUGGCACCCUCAGUCACCAACAUUAAGCAAGAGUCCCUUGAUCCCUUUAACUCUGUCACCCCUAGCAACGGCGGCGGCUUUGUAUGGGCAGGUGUUGCAGAUAAGUGGCCACCGGCCAGCUGCUCCACGCCCUGUGGCUCCAGCCUCUCCCCGGACUCCGCCAUCCAGAAGUUAAAAGCGGCAGCGAACGCUGUGCUUCAAGACAAGAACGCCGUGGCCUCGUCCUCAACGACCUCUUCCUCCUCGUCCACCUCCGGCUCGUCUGCGGCGCCCGCUCUCGGAGGGGGCGGUCGGGGAGACGACGCGGUGCGCUUCGAUGCCUUCAACUCUCCGUUCAGCCCACAGUCGGCUAGCUCCACCCUCGCGGCGCUUUCCAAGAAAGUCAGCGAGCGGAGCCAAACGUCGUCAACGACCAGUGCUGCUGCCGACCAUCAGUCCUCCGGUUCCUUCCUCUCGCUUGUGUCAAUGACCUCCUCUGCUGCCUUGCUCAAAGAGGUGGCAGCCAGGGCGGCGGGAAACCUGCUGGCAGAGAAGAAAGACGGUUCCUUGUUGGCGACUGCUGGGGUCCUCCAAGAGGACGUAAAGCCCCUGCUGGACAAGAACCAGAGGGCUCCCACGCCCUCUACGCCCACCCACAGCCUCGAUUUGCUGUUGCCCUCUACUCCAAAGAGCAGAGGCAAACCCAACAGCCAAGCAGGCUCUCCCGAGGAUGGUGGCAAACCGUUCCAGUGUCCUGUGUGUGGACUGGUCAUCAAACGCAAGAGCUACUGGAAGAGACACAUGGUCAUCCACACAGGCUUGAAAAGCCACCAGUGUCCUUUGUGUCCCUUCCGUUGUGCUCGCAAAGACAAUCUUAAGUCCCACAUGAAGGUACAUCAGCACCAGGACCGGGGUGAGACUUUUCAGUGCGAACUCUGCCCCUUCACCUCCUCCCGUCACUUCAGCCUGAAGCUUCACAUGCGCUGCCACCAGCACUUCCCCCGCUCAGACGUCAAGGUGAAGGAGGAGCUCACCACCGAUACGGAGGGCGAGGGCUCCCUGAUGGGGGACAGCGGCCCCGCGGACCUGAGAGGGACGGAGGCGUCCCCACUGCACUCGGACAGCCAGCUGCAGACGUCCUCCCCGGUCGAGGCUUCUUCCAAUCACGUCCACAUCAAGGAGGAGCCCCAGGAGAGGGAUCUGUCCGUGCUCUCCACCUUUAGCAUGUGCAGGGACCGUCCUCGCAGCAGUGCCAACUCCCUGGACCUGCCCGGAGGCGGGGUCAGAUCCAGUCCUAGCGGUCCAACCACAGCCUCCCUCUUCAGCCCGGACAUCACUACCAAGACGGCCACUGACCUGCUUAUGAAGCUUUCAGCGGCCAAUCAGAGGGAGUCGCUCAAGUCCCCGUUCCACCUGAAGGAAGAGCCCAAGGCGGAGGAGGUGCUGAGCCCUCGACCAUCCUCCCAGAGCCAGGUGCAGCCAAGCUUCCCUGCUACUUUCUGCCAGGACGGGCCACUGGGGGCGGCGGCAGCCACAGAGCGCCCGGGGUCACUGAAGCCGAGGGACGGGAGUCCCAUGGCGAAGAAAACCUUGCUGAACCACGAUAUCAACCUUAAGGUGGCCUCCGAGCUGCUCAUUAAGCUAUCAGAGAACAACAAAGAUCAGUACCAGAAGGUGAAAGUAAAGCCAGAGCCCAUGGAGGUGGACCCACCCCCCGCUGAACUCUCUCCACCUGCCUCUCACCUGCGGGCCUGCAGCACUUUAAGGGCGAGUGAGAAGACCGAGCCAAUGAGUAACCUUCUAGAGACGUUGGCCCGCCCCCAGAAAGACCUGUUCUCCCAGGACAUAUCGGUCAAAAUGGCCUCCGAACUACUUUUCAAAUUGUCAGAAAAAGUCAGCAAAGCCAACAACCACAAAGACAGUAACAUGGUGGGAAUAAACAGUCCGUUUCUGGACGACUGCUUCAGACAAUCACCGUUUAACUCGCGCUCCAAGAGCUCUUCCCCCGCAGAACCCAGCUCUUCUACCAGGGCACUGUUCCAUGACUCCGAGAAGGACGACGGGGAGCCGGGAAACGGGGUCGCGCCGUGGAGACUAAACGAGCAGCUCUUCCCGUGUCCCGUCUGCGGCAAAGUGUUCGGCCGACAGCAGACGCUCUCCAGGCAUCUGUCUCUGCACACGGACGAGAGGAAGUACAAGUGUCACUUGUGUCCGUACGCAGCCAAGUGCAGGGCUAACCUCAAUCAGCACCUGACCAUCCACUCCGUCAAGCUGGUCAAUACAGAUGCUGAGCAGAUAGUCAGCGCUGUUACAGCCGAGUCCGCUGAGCGCAAGAACUGCCCCUACUACUACAGCUGCCAUGUGUGUGAUUUCCAGACGGAGCAGAACGCCCAGUUUGUCAGCCACAUGUCGCUCCAUGUGGACAAGGAGCAGUGGAUGUUCUCGCUGUGCUGCAGCGUCUGUGACUACGUCUGCAUGGAGGAGAACGACAUGAAGAGCCACAUUAGCACUGGACACGCAGGUCUGAGCUCCAGAAGUCCCCUCAGCGAGACCAAGAGCACGUCUUCUUCCCUCUCGGCCCUCAGCGACUCGCUCAACAGCUCGGAGGGCGGGGACCUCACCCACGGCAACGAAGAACUCCGGGGCCUGCUGGCCCUGCCCUCCUCCGCGGGAAGCCAGUCCAGCUCCGGAAGCCACUCGGGAUCAGGAACCGAGGACAAGUCUGACAAAGGCUUCGAGUGUGUCUUCUGCAAUUUCGUGUGCAAGACGCGCAGCAUGUACGAGCGGCACCUCCAGAUCCACCUCAUCACGCGGAUGUUCGAGUGCGACGUCUGCCACAAGUUCCUGAAGACGCCCGAGCAGCUGCUGGAGCACAAGAAGUGCCACACUGUCCCCUCCGGAGGGCUCAAGUGCCCUUUCUGCAUCUACUCCACCAAUCGUCCAGCGGCCAUGGAGUGCCACCUUAAGACGCACCGUAAGAUGGAGUACCGCUGCCGCAUCUGCCAGGGACUGUGGGCGGACCAGGCCUCAUUGGAGGCCCACGUGCGCGGGCACCGCCUGGGCAACCACUACAAGUGUGAGCAGUGUGGCUACUUGUCCAAGACGGCCAACAAGCUGAUCGAGCAUGUGCGCGUGCACACGGGCGAGCGGCCCUUCCACUGCGACCGCUGCUCCUACAGCUGCAAGCGCAAGGACAACCUCAACCUGCACAAGAAGCUGAAGCACGCGCCGCGCCAGACUUUCGGCUGCCGAGAGUGCCCUUUCACCACCACACACCCCUUCGUCUUCAGCCGCCACCUCAAGAAACACCAGGGCGGAGGAGCGGGGGGUCCAGACGGAGGCGUGGGGGGACGGGGAGAGGAGUUGGAGGACGAGGAGGAGGAGGAGGAGGAGGAGCAGCUGCCGCUCCGGGGAGCAUCGCCGGGGGUCUCGUCACCGCGCAAGAGCCGGGAGAAGGUCCUGCUGUUGGCCGAGGGGGGGGGGAGCAGCGGAGGGAGCGGCAGCAGCAGCCCCCUCGUGAGCCUGACGGCGUCCCAGGCGCUCCAGUCCGUCGCCCUGUCGCUCACACUUGGCAAGCGCCGCCGGCCGGACGCCGCUGGCGCUCUGCACCGCCUGGCCGGCGCCAACGACACCGGCAGGAGCCCCGGCGGCCCGAGCAGCGCCGGCCCCUCCGUCUCCCUCCCCUCCCCCCGCCACGUGUUCGAGCAGUACGGGACCUGCGACCGGGCGCACCUGAUCCCCCUCACCACCCUGUUCACCCACAACAGCCGCUUCACAUUCCGCUCGCACCUCCACUCCAGAUGGCGUCCCGCCGCGCCUCCUCCUGGCUUCUCCUCCAGCUCAGCGUGGCCCUCCCGCUCCCCCCCCUCGCCCUCCUCCCACAAACACUCCUUCCUGGCCUACCUGGGACUGAUGGAAAGGGCCAAGACGGCUUGACCCCGCCCACCACCACCUCCUCCUCCUCCUCCUCCUCCCGCUCUCUCCCUCGCUCCUCGGACGGUGGUGUGAAUUGACACUUGACCGCUGCAGCGGGGGCGACGUCUUUUCCAAUCAGACCAGCAGAAUAAGCUGGACCGGGCAGACGUAUUGAAGAAAAGAAAAACAUUUAUAAGAGAAAAAGGCUGUACAUGCUAAAAAUGCAUUUAUAUCACAAAGCUGCUUUUCCUAUCAGUUCUAUCGAUUUGAAUUAUUACUACUUCAACUACUACUCUCUAUUACCUUUUUUUUGUUUUGUUUUGAAAUGUCUGAAUGACUUGGACCCAGUCGCGUUCUCCGAGGAAACUUUUCUCAGUUUUCUAGAUAUUUUUUCUUUUGGUCGUUUGACGAGAUUUAAAAUACGAAACAAAACUUGCAAGUGCUAUGAUUUAGUGCAUCUUUGUCUAUCGCUAUUAUGCAUCGAAAUAGCAUGCCUGUGUUUCAACCACCUUCGACGUCAUUAGUGUUCGCAAUGUGGACCGAACCAAUGAAACGGAAUCCUUCUCACCGUAAAAGGCACGUUUCCAAAGCAGCGCCUAAAACCACGCACUUACUUAUUUAUCAGUCUUGUAAAUAGUUUUGUAGCCCCUCCCCUUCCCAUCUUUUUGAUUUCUGUUGUUUUUUUGUACAAUGGUGAAACCAUAUUAUGCAUAGCUGCUGCCUGAUAUCACCUCUGUCUCAGAAUAAAUAUAAUUUAAAAGGAGUUACUAGUUAAUUGUAAUAGUUUUUUUGUAAAGCUCGUCAAGCAGAACAUGAGUUGUGAUAAUAAUGUAAAUAAGGAAAUUCUGACUUAUGAUAAGAAACAUUAUACAUUUAUUGUUAAUAACUCGGAUUUAGAUAUAAAUGUAAAAUGUUGGGUGAAUAAGCAGUGAAAUAAUGAGAAACAUUCAUCAAUUAUUUCUGAGACCGGGUGGGAAUCAGUGCAGCUUCACAUGCAGAACUAUGUAUGACGCACCUAAUACUUAGAAGAGAAAUAUGAGAUAACUGUUUUGUGGAGGUGACCAGCGCCGGGUUAGCAAGCUACCCGCAGCCAGCGUCACCACAGGCCGAUUCAAUGGUGCUUUUUGGAGCUUUUUGUAAUUUUUGUGUACAAAAAAAAAAAAAGAAGAAGAAGAAAAUAACUGUUCCAAAAUGACUUGAAUGAAUGUAUUUUUGUUUUAUGUACAUGAAAAAGAAGCGAUACAGAAGUGUGAGCAGGGACGUCUUCUGUGCUGGAACAGACAGGAAAGUCGGUGUGUUUGGUGGCCUUCUGUGUCCUUUUUUAUUUUGUCUUUUCAUUUUUCUUUGAUUUUUUUUCCACUUUUUUUACUGAGCCUUUUACAUCAUAACAAAACAUUUUCUACUAACGGUCAACGAGAACCCAUCGUGAAAUAAAAGCUCCUGCAGGUGCAACUAUGAAGCAAAGCCAUUCACAUGUACAGCAUUGUUUUCAAUGGCACUGGCUUCUGUAUGCCGGCGGACACGGUACUGCCCCCCCCCCACCCCCCCUCACAGCUCUUUUCAACCUUUUGAGUUUUAAUUGCACUUAAUAUAGUUACACUUCAAGCCAAAAGCACUUAAACCUUUUCUUUUUCUUUUCUUUUUUUAAGCGCAAACUUGGAUGUGUUGAAGUGGACGGUAGUUGCUGUAAAUGAAGUCAGCAAUCAUCCGGCCGUAGUUUCACAUUAAGUAAGCAUUUCUAGCAGUGCAAAUGGGCGUAAAUUAAAACAAAUGCAUGAAUUAGCCAGUUUAGGUCAAGUUCUCCCUGGGAAGUAAAGGUCCCAGGCUAAAUUGUGAUAGCCAGUUUUGCACAGUGCUGCACUUUUUGAUUAAGAGAAUAUUUAUCUGUAACAUUCAAAAGAAAAAGAAGUAUGUUUUGCGUGACAGAGCAGUAAAGUACAAGCAUUUUAUUUUGAAAAGCUUAUCUAUAGUGCUUUUGUUUUUUUAAGUGGUCUUCAAGCCCAAAUCUCUUAUUGUUUUAAGGGAUUGUCUUUUUUAUGUUCUCCUUUUGUCCAUUUUCCUUGUUGCUUUUUAAAAAAUGUUUUACUUUAAUCAUAUCAGAAGAAAAGAGAUCAUGAAUUGUCGAGACCAAAAUGCAACGCGGAUGUGAUGUUAGGAUUGAAUCCGUCACUUCCUGUUCUUGAGUGAUGCCUCGAUUGUCCCUCUUAACACGACUGUUUGUUCUGUUUUGCUCUGUCGAUGUCCAGCAUGCCGUCUCUGGAGUGAAAGGAGCAUCUCACACACACACACACACCCACACACACACACACACACAAGAACACCCCCCUUGUACUAUCUACGUCAUCUUUUAUACUCUAGUGCCACUUGGUGGAAAGAAACCACCUGAGACUUCUGAGAAUGAGUCAAACUAAUUGUCAGGGUCCAAAAAGAAUUAAAAAAGAAUAAUAAUGUGUCCGAUCUUUUUAAAACGCCGUUUUACAGCUUAAUCAUAAACUGCUGCACUUCUUUUUGUCCCACCUGUUUGGAGUGUAAUGUUUAAAAAGGCAACAUGUUUCUAUCCUUUCUAAAGCCAAUAUUCUGAAGCACUUAUUGAUUAUUUUGCCCAAUGGUGAGCAGCACAGUGAGCUUUUAUUUAAUUCUUUUUAUAAAGCUUGACUACCUUUUCAGCACUUGACAUUUCGCAUGCCAUUGCCCCCUCUAGUUCUUUGAAAACACCCCCCCCCCCCCCCGUUUGGUUGGCAUCCCUCUGCACCGUCUACAAUCACUUAGCUUUAAGUUUGGCUGUAUUUUAGGAUCCGAAAAGGCUCGGCUGUGUUAUCCUUUGGCACUCGGUAAAGAUUGGUAUGUGCUGUACAAAGCUUUUUUUUAUUACUCCAUUGUUAAGGCUGUACAGGGUUGUGACGAUAACUGGUAAAUAGAUCAUUUGUACUUUUUUGGUUUUGUAUUUGUUUUUCUUUGUUCGGCAUUAUUUUAUGUUCAACCUGCCAGGUCUAAAUGUAACAGGAUUUGAAAGUAAAGCUUACAUCAGAUAUUA
Gasterosteus aculeatus aculeatus (three-spined stickleback) is the source of this 7907-nucleotide messenger RNA. It is a transcript of the gene znf827, whose product is annotated as zinc finger protein 827. Gene Ontology annotation, biological process: positive regulation of transcription by RNA polymerase II. The record is from RefSeq and is a predicted model, not a curated record. Lineage: Eukaryota; Metazoa; Chordata; Actinopteri; Perciformes; Gasterosteidae. Gene Ontology annotation, cellular component: nucleus.